This is a messenger RNA of Phascolarctos cinereus (koala), 614 nucleotides long. Its product is annotated as galectin-1-like. Lineage: Eukaryota; Metazoa; Chordata; Mammalia; Diprotodontia; Phascolarctidae. Gene Ontology annotation, molecular function: lactose binding; laminin binding. The record is from RefSeq and is a predicted model, not a curated record.
CCCAGAGCCCGACCCUCUAUUUGAAGGCUCCGACGCUUCCCUGAUUCACCACCUCUGCGCUGGACGUUAUCCUUCGGGGACCCAGCGCAGCCAGGAGAAUCGCAGGAGAAUUUCUCACCCUACGUUAUGAACCAAGAAGUUCACCUUGAGGGGUUGAGCCUCCAACCUGGAGCUCGAAUAAAAGUAAAGGGAUUCAUACAGGCUGCUGCCAAGCUAUUUAGAAUAAACCUGGGCAAGGAUGAACAGAACAUUGGCCUGCACUUCAAUCCGCGCUUCAACUAUAUUGGUGAUCACAAUGUCAUUGUCUGCAACUCAAGGAAGGGUGACCGCUGGGGUGCAGAGCAAAGGGAAACCAAUUUCCCCUUUGAAGAUAUGCGCACAGUGGAGGUAAACUUUAUCUUUGAAGGGAAGCAGUUUAGAGUGAAACUGCCUAAUGGCCAUGAGUUCACUUUCCCCAAUCGCCUUGAAAUGGAAGAAAUCAACUUCCUGUCUGUUUAUGGUGACUUCUAUGUCAGAAGGGUGGACUUUGAAUGAGCACUCCAAGCAAGCCAACUUCAGACCAUUCUUGCCUCUUGGGGCCCUGUUUUUACUAAUAAAAGUCCUGAUGAUGAUAA